AUGGCCCUGUCUGGGGCUGGUCUCCGCGGCUUAUCGUUGAAUACUUCGCCGGCACAUGGUUCCGCCGAGAGCGUUACUGGAUGGAGAGCAUCUCGAUCAGAGUCAUGCCUUUCAACUGGUUCAGCAAGGAGCGUUUACACUAACACGCUUCAUCUGGCCUGCCGGAAAUGCAAUCACUGGCACAACAAGACGCUCGUGGCCAUUCCACGCAAAAUCGGUUUCCAAGUCAGGGUCAAGUGCGAGAAUUGCUCAUAUACCUUGUUCGCACUCGGCGGUAAUUCGACUCAGUCCACGUUUGCCUCAGCGCUUACGGUUCAGAGGAACUCGAGUCAGUGGAGUGUGCCUCCUUUGGACCCUAAUGAGGCCGGGCCGUCAACUUCCACGCCUCCGCAUCCCGUGCUUCAUUCGAAUCCUUUUCCCGAUAAUUUAAGUCAUAUCACCGAGAAAUCCCCCGGGCCCGCUUCUGUUGCCGAGCAUGAAUCAGAGACAGCAGAUGUAGAGCAUCCAUCGCCAUCUCAGACUCGGGAAUCUUUCGAUGGGGGAGUGAUAGAUCAUAUACUCCCAACGCCGUCGAAUGGGAAGAAAACCUUACUGUUGGGGAGAAAAGAAAAAGUUCGCAUGAGAAUUCGAGCAGGCCUGGAGCCUUUGCGAAGAUCUUUAGGCCGACUAGCUCGGAAAUUGAGGACAGUCAAAUUUGACGGCCGGCUGUCCACUGCAAAACGGCGUGAUAAAGUGCUUGACGCGGUCGAUCUGAGCGCCGAAGAGAACGACAUCAGCACUUCAGCAAACGAAAUGGACGAGAUAACAGCUACCCAGCUAAAUUUAGAAAAUUUCGAGACAUUACUUCUUCCGCAGCUUACACGCUCGAGGAGCUCACUUUCAUCAAGCAUCAGUGACAGCGAGCUACCGACAAUUGUGCCAGAGCAGCCUGACAGGGAGGUUGUCAUCCGCGACGUGAACACCAAUGAAGACCUGAUCGCAGCUAGCCGCGAGGCGACAGGAGAAGCUCCCGGUCAAGGCUUUUCGCGGAACUCUCUACCCUCGUAUGACAAAAUCCCGGAUAUCAAAUAUGCACGGAUCAAGCAAAAGAGGAUCAUCAAGACUCGCCAACAUGACGCUCGUAUGAGGCGAAUGUUUGCGGGAAUCGGUUGUCAGUGCGAUGAUGGUUGUUCCUGCAUAGUCUCUGCUCGGUCGAUGAAUAUCCUUGAGGGAAGCACUUCAAGCAUAGGAUCAACUAGUGUGAUAAUAAGCAGUGGAGUCGGCGUUGCCGCGCGCAAUACUCUUGCUCUUGUUCCGUCCGAUUUUCUCGGGAUUGGCCAACACUUCUACGCCAGUCCAAAUGCGCGGAGCUACGGGAGCAGGGAUAGCCAAUUGUCAACCUGCGCAUCGGAGAUUAGCAUCCGCUCGGCUCCUGAAUAUUCGGCAGGGCUUCAAGAGCUGAGCCCGCUGCAGGGAUGGCGUAUCUCAGCCUAG
Molecule: messenger RNA, 1473 nt
Organism: Xylona heveae TC161
Lineage: Eukaryota; Fungi; Ascomycota; Xylonomycetes; Xylonales; Xylonaceae
Exons: 1
Coding region: 1-1473 (490 amino acids)
Source: RefSeq, a predicted model, not a curated record